Molecule: messenger RNA, 3406 nt
Organism: Bombina bombina (fire-bellied toad)
Lineage: Eukaryota; Metazoa; Chordata; Amphibia; Anura; Bombinatoridae
Gene: MED24
Product: mediator complex subunit 24
Exons: 26
Coding region: 143-3109 (988 amino acids)
Cellular component (GO): mediator complex
Molecular function (GO): transcription coregulator activity
Source: RefSeq, a predicted model, not a curated record
GUUCGAUGUGUUCAGAGGUGUCAUGGUGGUCACUUACUGAAUGCAGGGUGAAUCAAAGAAAAUAUGAAGUGUGGUCACAGAACGUGGUGACGAGCUAUUUUUUUGGUGUGAUAGAGCUGGCUCUGCAGAACCGAUCUAUAAGAUGAAGCUCGUGAAUCUUAAACAGGCUAUUCUACAAGCCUGGAAGGAGAGAUGGAGUGACUACCAAUGGGCUAUCAAUAUGAAAAGGUUCUUCCCCAAAGGAGUUAUAUGGGAUAUAUUGAACUUGGCAGAAGCUCUUCUAGAUCAAGCUAUGAUUGGUCCUGCUCCAAACCCUCUUAUCCUGUCUUACCUCAAAUAUGCAAUAAACUCUCAAAUGGUGUCCUAUUCCUCAGUCUUGAUGGCAAUCAGCAAGUUUGAUGAUUUCUCCCGAGAUCUUUGUGUGCAAUCCUUGCUAGAAAUCAUGGACAUGUUUUGUGACAAUCUCAGCUGUCAUGGUAAAGAGGAAGAGUGCAUUGGAUUGUGCCGGGCCCUAAUGAGUUCAGUAAACUGGCUGCUGCGUGCGUCUACAUGCUACGCUGAUAAGCUGAAAGACAUCAUAGAUCCAGAGGCUGGAGAGAGCCACCUGUCUAUGUGCCUGCAACGACUGGAGACUAUUCUGAGCAGCACUAAAAACCGAGCACUGAUCCAUAUUGCCAAGCUAGAGGAGCCAAACUCCUGGGCAUCUGUGGAACAGUCUUUACACAGACUGGUAGAGAGUAUCAGCCUCCUACCUAGUGUAAAACUCAGGAGCCAAGCAGAGGAGUGUGUCUCUCUAAUCCGAAGCAUUCCUUCAAUGCUGUAUUCUUACUCCGACCAACUACACAGGACUGGAUUUCCUACCGUUCAUGCAGUUGUCAUGCUUGAAGGCACCAUGAAUCUGACCGGAGAGUCACAACCAUUGGUGGAACAACUGAGCACAGUGAAGAGGAUGCAGCGGAUUCCAUCACACCUUUUUCUCCUCGAGGUCUGGAAGGCAUGUAUUGUGGGUUUAAUAGAAUCCCCUGAAGGUACAGAAGAAUUGAAAUGGACAGCAUUUACUUUUCUUAAGAUCCCACAGGUAUUGGCAAAACUUAAGAAGAUCUCUCCUGGAGAGAAGGAUUUUAGUGAAGAAAUGAACUGUGCAUUUGAAUAUCUGCUGAAACUGACGCCACUGCUUGACAAAGCUGAUCAGAGAUGCAACUGUGACUGUGUGGGGCUGUUACUACAGGAAUGCAACAAGCUAGGAUUGUUGACAGAUCAUCACUUGGAAAACCUUACAGCUAAAAGGACAUCAGACAGGGAGCAAUCACCACAUUUGAAGUCAUCUGAAAAUUCAACCAUCCAACCCAAUCCUGGGCUUAUUCUCCGUGCAGAACCUACUGUCACAAAUAUCUUAAAGACAAUGGAUGCAGACCAUUCUAAGUCCCCAGAAGGGCUCCUUGGUGUUCUGGGCCACAUGUUGUCUGGAAAAAGCCUCGACCUCCUCUUGGCUGCCGCAGCUGCAACUGGCAAGCUGAAAUCCUUUGCCCGCAAGUUUAUCCAGCUGAAUGAGUUUACCAGGCAUAUUGGUGCAGAAAGUUCAAAGGCUGCCUCUGUCCGUGCCCUGCUUUUUGAUAUAUCCUUCCUGAUGCUCUGCCAUGUGGCACAAACCUACGGCUCAGAGAUGAUCCUGUCAGAUGGAGGAGCAUGUUCUGAGACUCUUUUCUUUGAGAGCUGGAUGCAGACAUGUAUGCCAGGAGAGGGCAAAGUCCUGAAUCCAGAGCAUCCCUGCUUCAGACAUCCUGACCUCCCCAAAGUGGAAGCCCUGGUUGCUCUGCUUAACACCUCCACAGAAAUUAAACUAGUUCAAACAAAAUGGCAUGAAGUCUGCCUGAGUAUACCAGCUGCAAUCCUAGAGGUUCACAAUGCCUGGGAAAAUGGAGUCUUGUCCUUUGAAGACAUUCAGAAAAUUACAGACAACAUUAAAGGGAAGGUGUGCAGUUUGGCAGUGUGCGCGGUGGCAUGGCUUGUGGCUCAUGUCAGGAUGCUGGGACUGGAUGAGAGGGACAAGUCUCUGCAAAUGAUCAGACAGUUGGGUUCCCCGAUGUUUGGGGAUAACACGCUGCAAUUUUAUAGUGAACGUGUUAUCAUCAUGAGCUCUAUCCUUGAGAACAUGUGCUCAGAGGUCCUCCAGCAGACUGCUACACAGAUAAAGUUUACAGCUACAGGCAGUGAACCAGUGCCUUACAUGAACCUACUGCCCCCUAAAAAGCCAAUCAAGGAAGUUCUUCGAGGGACAUUCAGUGCCACACUAGAAAAAGGCUGGGUGGAUAGCCGUUCCCUUCAUACAUUUGACAUGUUGCUUCAUAUGGGAGGAGUCUACUGGUUUUGCAAUAAUCUGGUAAAGGAACUGCUACGAGAAACACGGAUGGAGUUUGCUCUGCGGGCGGUAGAACUGCUUUAUGCCAUCUUCUGCCUAGAUAUGCAACAACUCACGCUCACAUUGCUCGGACACGUGUUGCCUGCUCUGCUUACUGAUUCUGCUAAGUGGCACGUGCUUAUGGAUCCCCCUGGGAGAGCAUUGGCAAAGCUGUCUGUCUGGUGUGCAAUGACUUCUUACUCUACCCACAACAAAGGGCAACCAUCUCCUCGACAAAGGAAAAGGCACAGAGAAGACAUUGAGGAUUACAGCAGCCUUUUUCCCCUGGAUGACACUCAACAGUCUAAACUCAUGCGGCUUCUCAGUUCCAAUGAGGAGGAUCACGUCAUCCAAGCAAAUCCCACAGAUCGUCCCAUGAACAACUCUCUCUCCGCCUCUCAGAUUCAUAAUAUCAGUGCAAAGGAACCACUGAACCGAGUGCUUGCCAACCUGUUUCUGCUGAUCUCAUCCAUCCUUAGUGCCAGGACUGCUGGUGCCCAUACGCAGUUUGUGCAGUGGUUUAUGGAGGAAUGUGUAGAGAGCCUGGAACAUGGAGUAAAGGGGGGCAUUCUGCAGUUUAUGCCCUUUAGUAUGGUGUCCGAGCUGGUAAAAGUGUCCACUCUAUCCAGCCCCAAAAUUGUACUUGCCAUCACAGACCUGACCCUGCCUUUGGGACGAAGAGUGGCUGCCAAGGCCUUAACUGCCCUUUGACCCCUGCAUAUCCGCCACACAUAAACAAAGAACCAAUACAUAAAUAUCAUCUUGUGACAGACAGCAUCAUCCAACUCCCCAUUCUUACCUUAAUAUUUUGUUUUUCCAUUUAACACUUUAAACCUGUUGUGGAACAGACAUCUUAGACAUUUUAAAUCUGUUGAUCAAUCUGUCACAGAAAGUUGCCAGCAAAGUGUAUAUAGACAACAGCAAGUUCUAACUGCUAUUAUCUUUGGUAGAUUUUUGUAACAUGUUAAGAAAAAUGUAAAGAAAUAAAAUGUCCCUUUUUUUACUUUC